CCUAGAAAGAGCUAUAUACUUAAUUACUCGUAUGUAUCUAGAUGAUCUAAGGUAAAGUUGAAUGGUCCGACACCAAAUGUAUCGAAGCGAUUUUCCAUGCUAGGUACUGGCCCCCUAUCCAACUUUGGUUAUAUGGCUUCCGAGUGUUUCUUGGAAAUCCACGACAGAUAUUAACCAAAAUCCAUUCGCUUUCGUUUGGACACUAUUGAGAAUGUCCAUUUUCUGUUGUUAUCGUACCCAGCGAACGGCAAGCCCAGAAACUGGCCAGGACGUGUUUGAACUCCCAACUCGCCCGCCACGUGUGAAGUUGACCAGCCCAUCAUUUCCCACAUCUGGAUUUGAGCUAUCACCACCAGAGAUCGUAGCUAAGGAAACGCCAUCGCUUUCACAUAACCGACUACAGGAGGCCACGGUAGAUCCUACUAUUAUCGACAUCGAAGAUUCGGAUGAUGAUGAUGAACCGGUACGAAGUACCAGAAACUCUAGCACGGGUACUCUAGGAGCUAUUAGAACCAAGUUUAUUAGACGCUUGUCUCAGAAGUCCGAAUCUAAAAGACAUUCGCAGCAAUCUCUUGGCACAAGCGAUGAGGAGAUCGCACGGCGUGCUGAACUGAAGCGAUUGAUGCGAAAGAGAAUCCAAGAGGAGUUGAAAAGUGAAAAAGAACAAGAAGAGGUCGAGACGCAAACGGGCAAUACUGAAGAAUCGAAGCCGUGCAGCACCGCUAACGCCGGAUUCCCUCGUGGUGGGCCGCGCGAUAAUAUAGAAUUUUGUGUCUUGGAUGUGAGCGAACCUGGUCCUCAGGAUAACGCCUGUGGCUCUCCGGACGUUGUGCUCCUUGCUCUCCCAUCCAGCCAUUCUCAACCAGGAAUUUCCCUUCGCCGGUGUAGCUAUCCCGGUUCCGGCUCGGCCCCCCGAGUUCACGAAGACGCUAACCUAGAAGGUCGCGGAGCUGUGAAGGCACGCAGCUCCUUACCACGAUUUCCCUCUUCUCCCCAGUUAACUCCCGUUCACAUACCGAGUACUAGAGGCUCUGAAUCCCUCUGCUCAUGGCGACUUUCCUACAGCGCCGAGCAACUCGCGAGGUACAUUGGGGUACCCGAGGCGGUUAACUCUAACGAAACCUAUGAACUCGCUGAAAUUAACAAUCGAGGCGGUAUAAUCGACGGAGAAGAUGAACGUAUCAGCCAAGUUGAAGACAAUUUGCUACGUAUUCAAGAACCCGCGACGAACGAAGAACGAGAUGAGGAUAUAGAUCACGACAAGUUGAUCACAGGCGAAAGUCAGCAAGAUAUCCAAAGCAACGCAGAAAAAUCCGAAAGUCUAUACAGUGGAUGUCCUGAAGAUGAAAGCUUUAACCAAGAUUCGCCAUUAGAUAUAUGGUUAUGGAGCCAAGAGUUGCAAUCGGUGUCUGCUACGCCAAGUAGAAAGACGAGCGGUAUGAUACAACGAACCGUUCCAGAGAGUUCUAGUAUAGAUGGUCCCCAGAACACUUUAGAUAAAGUAUCUGGAAUGCGGUAUAGUCCUCUAGAACUACGAUCACGUAACUCAAAUGCGGAUAUAAGAAUCGAACCGGGCGAGACCCUGGAUAACUGGCCUAGCGGGUUGCAACAGUCUAUGAGACCUAGCGAUGCUCUUGAUGGUCAAGGUUUGAAUGCAACUGACCAGACUCAAGAAGCCUCUUCAUCUUUCUACGCAUCUUCACGGUACACUACCAGACCUAACAGUUGCCAAACUACGGCAAAAGAGUCGCGUCUGGGCUUGAUGGAGUUUCUGGGAGGUCGGAAGACGGUGGUUCCAUUCUUAGGAUUCAAUCGGUUCAAAUCGUCUAGUCGUACGACAGAUGCUGAAAAGUCGGACGUCAGCUCCUACAAGACUGCCCCUGACAACGCCUCAGCGUUAGACGUGACUAUGCAAGGAAUGCGACAGCUACAGCGUCCUACGGCGGAGACAAACUCGGCAGCUGUAUCGGAUACGGCGAGUUUUAGACAACGUGAGACUGAGCUUAGAUCGAUUGAAAAGCGAUUCGGACGAACUCAUCCCCGCCGUGAUAUCACCGCUCCGAUGGCCAGCAAGUUCCGAGAAGAAUUUAGCGAACCUAGGACCAGAACUUCGAUAAUUUCCAGGAAUUCCAUACUAGCUAAGUUUCAUUUACAGAUUCCCAAAAUGGCGAAAUAUCCAACUCAAGAUACACAACGGUAUAGUGUACGCAACACCAAGUGCAGCAGUGAAACGAACCUAGACGCCCAAGGUGUCCGCCUGGGCCAACAUAAAGAAUCCGAAGAUGUUGCAAACUCUGUGGACCCGCGGCGACAGACUACUGUACUUGAUAGGCAUAUCCCCAAGGUUCGACGGCAAGGGAACUCUUCAGAGUCUCUAAAGUAUCACAAAACCAGUCAUAUUGAUCAUAUACUCCACCCGAAGCCAAGAAAAGAACGAGGUUCGACUCUUAAGCCGCCGUCUCGCCACGAAAAAAAUAGUAGUCAACAAUCAGAUAUAUCCAGUACCGUCCUCAGAGAGUGGGUGAACUUGAUGAAUGAUCAAGAUUCGAAGCCCCAGGACGAACAAAAGGUGGAGCCACAGAGCCAUGCUCUUUGGAGAUUCCGGACUCCUCCUGCAUCGUGGGCGAAAUGGCCUUCACAUACGCGCCAACAACGAACGGGGCCAGCAGGAGAAGAAGAUAAUGUUAUCCCGAGGGAUUUUGCAGUUCGAGUAGAAUCAAAUGGUAGUGGUACGACGUGGUCUACAGAUAAGCCUGGCGAGUCAUCAAAGAGACAUAUUACCCCCACACGAAGUUUAUCCGCCCAGCUUGGCAGAGCUGUAAAAGGAGGUUUAAGCAGAGUCGUCCAAGGCACUAUAAAUCGGGCUUCCUCGGAAACAAACCAUACUCGACAGAAGUUAGACGGACACCUGGAAUACCCCGAGCUUGAAAUCAUCCCGAUACAAGGAGGCUACGAAGACCUACAGGCACUCGAACAACAAAUCGAUACAAUGAAGCGCGGAUCUGCAACUGAAGAAAGUCAAUUAGCCAGCCUAGGUAUAGAUAACGUGAGACCGCCUCUGAGCGCGCGUCUGGCUGAAGAGGUGCAUAUGAUACAGCAUAAAGUCCCCAGAGAGGGUUUCCAGGAUGACGAGACCGCGGUACAAAAUUCACCAACAAUUCCUGUUGCAGCGCUUGUGCAAGCGAGGCCAGUUCCACAACGUAUUACUGUAGCAGCCAGUCGAUCUAGGGCAUCCGAAUCCCACGACAGUGGCAAACUUAGUGAGCAUGAACAAAAGCCAGAAGAUAACAUGGUAAUGGCAGAGGACACUUGUAGCACGUGAGCAGCUUGACAUCGGUUUGUACGAUUAAGUCUAUGAGAUAUACUACUAUGAUGAUAUAAUUCUGUUAGGCAGGACGCGAUACGAUGAGGCUAGGUAUAACUUAGAUUAGGUAGCUUCUAAUCUUCAUAGAAAGGCGUGUUA
Daldinia vernicosa is the source of this 3463-nucleotide messenger RNA. RefSeq lists its product as uncharacterized. The transcript is spliced from 3 exons. The record is from RefSeq and is a predicted model, not a curated record. The coding region runs from base 212 to 3322 and encodes 1036 amino acids. NCBI's taxonomy places the organism in Eukaryota, Fungi, Ascomycota, Sordariomycetes, Xylariales, Hypoxylaceae.